AUGUCAAACCUCUCAACAAAUCUAGAUAUAAAUCCUUUGCAUCCUUUAUCACUCAGAAAACCUUUUCGUUCGUCAACAGGAAUUUCCAAAAAUAAUUUUUUAAAACUUCUACCAACCUCACGCACUACAUCCUAUUCGUCUCCAUCUAAUUCUUCAAAUGCAACGAAUGAAUAUGAUGAUGGGAAUGAUUAUAACGAUGAACUCAUUUCUUAUCACAAACACUGCUCGUUACUAGUACUUCCUGGAGAAACACUACGUAAUGACGAUGGUUAUGACGAGAUACAUUCCGAGCAAGAAUCAGGAACAGGAUAUCGAAAGGAUAAAUUUUUCCUACGAUUAAAAUCAUCCAUUAAAAAAUAUUUAGGGGUGGGAAAGGAGCGAAAACGACAUCAAGAAGCUCAUCAUCAAGAUG
Funneliformis caledonium is the source of this 412-nucleotide messenger RNA. The record is from the annotation of a GenBank genome assembly. Lineage: Eukaryota; Fungi; Glomeromycota; Glomeromycetes; Glomerales; Glomeraceae.